This is a messenger RNA of Verticillium dahliae VdLs.17, 1311 nucleotides long. Its product is annotated as glutamyl-tRNA(Gln) amidotransferase subunit A. Bases 1 to 1215 code for a protein of 404 amino acids. NCBI's taxonomy places the organism in Eukaryota, Fungi, Ascomycota, Sordariomycetes, Glomerellales, Plectosphaerellaceae. The transcript is spliced from 3 exons. The record is from RefSeq and is a predicted model, not a curated record.
AUGCGCAGCAACAACUACUCCGAGGGCUAUUCAGCUCGCGGUGGCCAGGUUCGCAGCGCCUACAACCUGACUGUCAACCCCGGCGGCAGCAGCUCGGGCAGCGCCGUGGGUGUUGGCUCGAACGCCAUCGCCUUCUCUCUUGGCACUGAGACCGAUGGCAGUGAUCGACCAGUCAUCAACCCCGCCAUGCGCAACUCACUCGUUGGCUUCAAGCCCACUGUCGGACUCACCUCUAGGGCUGGCGUCAUUCCUGAGAGCGAGCACCAGGACUCGGUCGGCACCUUCGGGCGCACCGUUCGUGAUGCUGUCUAUGCUUUUGAUGCCAUCUGGGGCAUUGACCCCCGUGACGAGUAUAGUCUCGCUCAGGAGGGCCACACGCCCGAGGGUGGCUACACUCAGUUCCUGACGACCAAGGCGAGUCUCAAGGGCGCCGUCUUCGGCAUUCCCUGGAAGAGCUUCUGGGUCUAUGCGGACGACGCCCAGAAACGCGUCCUCAACAGCUUGAUCUGCAGCCUCAAGGAUGCCGGCGCCAAAAUCGUCAACAACACGGAGAUUCUCGACUACGAGACCAUUGUCAGCCCGCACGGCUGGGACUGGGAUUACGGUUCCUUCCGCGGUUUCCCCAAUGAGUCCGAGUACACCGUCGUCAAGGUCGACUUUUACAACAACAUUAAGACGUAUUUGUCUGAACUCGAGAACACGAACAUUCGCUCCCUCGAGGAUAUUGUCCAGUACAACUAUGAUAACGACGGGUCUGAGGGUGGGAAUCCCUGGCCCCUCGGUAACCCGGGCUUCUACUCUGGCCAGGACGGCUUCCUUGCCUCGCUCGAGACCAAGGGCAUCAAGGACGAGACGUACCUCCAGGCCGUUGAGUUCACGGGCCGCUCUACUCGUGACGGCAUCAACCACGCCUUGAGCCUCGGUCCCAAGGGGACAAAGCUGAAUGGUCUUCUUGUGCCUCCUGAUGUCGGCCAGAGCUAUCAGAUCGCCGCCCAGGCCGGUUAUCCCGUCGUCACGCUUCCCGUGAGCGUGCAUGAGAGCACAGGCAUGCCCUACGGCCUUGCCAUCAUGCAGACGGCCUACGGCGAGGCUGAGCUGGUCAAGUGGGCCAGCGCCAUCGAGGACCUGCAGCUUACUUCCGGCACGCCUCUGAAGAGGUCACUGCCCAAGUGGUACGGCUACCUCGAGAGGAACAUUCCCAUCAACAACGUUUGAGGAGGUUCUCGUUGUUGUUAAAUUUGUACAUAACUAAUCUCACACUUAUAUACCUUGCCCACAUAGUAAUCCCCCUUAUCAAAGGGUGUUCAUUGG